This is a messenger RNA of Dicrocoelium dendriticum, 1848 nucleotides long. The record is from the annotation of a GenBank genome assembly. Lineage: Eukaryota; Metazoa; Platyhelminthes; Trematoda; Plagiorchiida; Dicrocoeliidae.
CAAGGAUGCGUCUUAGCCCCCACACUGUUCAAUAUCUACCUGACGGCUGUGAUGUCGUGCGCAUUCAACACAUGCGAAUACGGUGUGCAUCUAGAGCACCGCAUGGAUGGGGGUUUGCUUAACAUCCGCCGCUUUGGAUCAAGAAGUUUAGUGCGUGAGACAACCAUUCGUAUGCUACUGUUUGCAGACGACUGCGCGUUAUUUGCACAUACUGAGGAAGAACUGCAAUGCAUGACGACAAUCUUAGCUUCCACAGCGACUAAGUUUGGACUCAGCAUAAACACAGGCAAGACUGUAUGUCUAUUUCAGCCGGCACCGGGAGUGCAGCCCGUGUGCGGACCAGAAAUACGGAUUGUAGAUGUAGUACUACAGAACACGUCCGCCUUCUGCUACCUUGGGAGUACAUUGUCUAGCGACCUACGAAUCACCAACGAACUGCGCGCUCGUGUGGCGAAGGCAAGUGCGGCUUUUGGGAAACUGGAACAUCGCGUGUGGAAGAACCAUCAUCUCACUGUUAGAACCAAGGUGAUGGUGUACAAAUCAAUGGUUCUCUCAGUCCUUAUCUAUGGAUCGGAAACUUGGACACUGUACAGAAAGGAUAUCCGGUUUUUGGAACGAUUCCAUCAACAGUGCCUUCGCCGGAUUCUGCGCAUACAAUGGUGGGACAAUGUGCCAGACACUGAUGUGAUCCGCCGGAGCGAAGUGUACACCAUAGACUACAUGCUACUGCUGCGACAUCUCCGGUGGCUUGGACAUGUGCGCCGUAUGGAUGCAACGAGAAUCCCGAAGCAAUUGCUGUACGGACAACUGAUCGCAGGUGGCCGGAAUGCUGGCAAACCCAAGUUGCGUUACCAAGAUAAUAUCAAGGUUAGUUUGUCCAGAUUAGGUAUUGACCUAAAUAUUUGGGAGGAGUUGGCAACAAAUCGCCGCAUCUGGCGUGAUCUCAUCACCUGUACCGUUGCCCAAUCGCAAGAAAGGCAGAUGGUGCAUCGAGAAAUUAAACGUGCAGCACGCAAACAUCAUCUGCCGUCGGACUUCAAUUCUUCGGCUACUCCAACAUGGAGCUGUAGUGCAUGUGGCCGUGUGUGUUUUAGCCCAGCUGGUCUGGCCAGUCAUCAACGAGGCCACGAUGGGGUUAUGCCGAACAGGUGGAUUGUUAGAUCGAGCAUCACGGACUGACAUGUGACACUUGGUGGUACGCAACUGAGAAAGGACGGUACAUGUUAAACCGGCCAAACGGGAUGAAGCGAGGUGAGUCAGAAUGGAAUCACACGGGGAGGAUUUUUGCACUGAUAAUGUACUAAUUCACCAACUGUUGCAGUGCAAUGACAACCACGCAUAGUUUCUGCAAAGACACAGGCGCGUACUAUAUUUACCAUACUGGUAAUCCGAACACAGAUGCCUCUAUACGAAUGCCCCUAUGCUGAGGUUUGAUGUUGCAUACACCAUACUUCUUUAUCGCAGUUGGGCUACACUGACUUACUUACUUACUUACUUAUAACAUGUUACCUUAUUUUACCGUACCUUACCAUUACCAUAGCCUAGGAACCCUUUACCUAAUACAGUAUGGAAAAGCAAUGCUUCCUCGAUUUGGUGGCAAAUUGGCAAUGCGAUAGACAUGUUCAAGUUGGAUCAUGCAUUCAAAUAUCAAUCGCUCUGGAACAUCCGUGGAAAGUGAACAGUCCCGGUAAGUAAUUGACUAGCGAUUAACAUGCUGCUGUUGAUGUGUUAUGCUAGGUUUCACAUUAACUCUGUUAGAAUGAUUAGAGCAAUAAUUCCCGUUCUUCAUCUGACAACCUUAUCUUAGCUGAGCUUAUGAAAAUAAGUUGACUUCAGCGCACCAUUUCC